AUGGGUCUUGAAUCUUCUGCCCAUCAUGGGGAGUCUAUUACCCCAGCUCAGAACUCCAGCACAGACACAUCCUUCCAAAAUAGUCCUAUUCAGAAGCCCAUGCGUCCGGCCGGAGUCGAUACUCCUAUUCCACGCGUCACCCUCCGGUCCCUGGUGAUGGCUCUCUUUGUCUCAAUGGGUGGUCUACUAUUCGGUUACGAUACCGGUCAGAUCUCCGGCUUCCAGGAGAUGAGCAACUACUUGCAACGCUAUGGCGAGCUGAACAGCAAUGGCGAGUAUGCUUUUAGUGAUACUCGCUCGGGUCUGAUUGUCGCUAUGCUCUCCAUCGGUACCUUGAUUGGUGCUUUGGUUGGAGCUCCCCUAGCCGACUUUAUCGGCCGGAAGUGGUCGAUCUCGGUGUGGUGUGCUAUCCUGAUCGUUGGUUUGAUCGUUCAGAUCACUUCCCCUGAUGGACACUGGUGGCAGAUGGUUGUGGGUCGUUGGGUGACUGGUCUUGGUGUCGGUGGUUGCUCCCUCUUGGUCCCCAUGUACCAGGGUGAGAGCUCCCCGCGUCAUAUUCGUGGUGCCAUGAUCUCCUGCUACCAGCUUUUCGUGACUCUGGGUAUCUUCCUCGCCUACUGCAUCAACCUGGGUACCCACACCCUCGAUGGAACUGCCCAGUGGCGUAUCACUUUGGGUCUGACUUUCCUCUUCGCUGUGAUCCUCGGUGGUGGAAUGGCUUUCUUCCCCGAGAGCCCUCGUUAUGAGUUCCGCCAUGGCAAGGUCGAUAGUGCCCGUCAGACCUUGGCUAAGCUGUACGGUAUUCCUGAGAACCAUGUCCGGAUUAUCCAGGAGAUGGAGGAAAUCCGUGAGCAAUUCGAGGCCGAGUCUCAGGAGCAGGUGUGGCAUGAAUUCCUCACUGCCCCUCGUAUGCUCUACCGUAUCCUGCUCGGCAUGGCCCUCCAGAGUCUGCAGCAGCUCACAGGAGCCAACUACUUCUUCUACUACGGUACUACUAUCUUCCAGGGUGCCGGUAUCUCGGACAGCUUCAUCACCCAGGUCAUCCUGGGUGCCGUCAACUUCGGUACUACCUUUGGAGGUCUUUACAUUGUUGAGAACUAUGGACGUCGCAAGUCUCUCAUCUUUGGUGCCGUGUGGAUGUUCGUGAUGUUCAUGAUCUUCGCCUCUCUGGGUCACUUCAUGUUGGACAUUGACAACCCGGAGAACACCCCCAAUGUCGGCAAGGGUAUGAUCGUCGUUACCUGUCUGUUCAUUGCUGCCUACGCCAUGACCUGGGGCCCUAUGAUCUGGGCUAUUGUCGCCGAACUGUUCCCCUCCAAGUACCGUGCCAAGGGUAUGGCCCUGGCCACUGCUUCCAACUGGGCCUGGAACUUCCUCAUCUCAUUCUUCACCACUUUCAUUACCAGUGCUAUCGACUUUGCCUACGGUUACGUCUUCGCAGGCUGCCUGUUGGUCGCUGUCUUUGUUAUCUACUUCUUCGUCAUUGAGGGCAAGGGUCGUACUCUUGAGGAGCUCGACUACAUGUAUGUCAACAAGGUCGCUCCCUGGAAGAGCAGCAAGUAUGAGAUCCCGCAGCAGCACCUGGAGUGGAAUGCGGAUGAGAACCCAGCUGGACGAAAGGAGCGGGACAUGUACCAUGCCGAGAACGCAUAA
Molecule: messenger RNA, 1653 nt
Organism: Penicillium cataractarum
Lineage: Eukaryota; Fungi; Ascomycota; Eurotiomycetes; Eurotiales; Aspergillaceae
Product: sugar porter family MFS transporter
Exons: 2
Coding region: 1-1653 (550 amino acids)
Biological process (GO): transmembrane transport; carbohydrate transport
Cellular component (GO): plasma membrane
Molecular function (GO): carbohydrate:proton symporter activity
Source: RefSeq, a predicted model, not a curated record